AUGUCCGGGAAUCCCUUCCGCGCCUCGCUCGUGCUCCAGAACCACCCCGCCGCCGCUCCCCCGACGAGUGUCCCCCCUGCUGAUAGCAGCGACAGAAGAGAUGAAGGGUACGCCGAGCGCGACGAUGACUCCGUGCUUGGUGCUUCAUCUGCGCCUACGAAGACAAAGAAAACCGUUCGCAUAGAGUCGCCCACCGAGACCAUCCCUCCAUAUCCGGACUUUGGUCAUGUAGAAAACGAAACUUUCUACGGCACAAAUACCGGCCGUUAUGCCGGUUCGCCGCCGCUCGAGUCAUCCCCGGCAUACACGGACGAACUCGCAGAUCGAUAUCCUCAAGAUCCCGCUAGGCAACAGGUGGAUGAACGCGGAAUGCUAGGCAAUGAGUGGAAAAGUACGGGAACUCCUCAAUCUGCCACCUCGCCCAGCGGAGCUCCUGCGAAUCCAUUCUCGCGAACGCUGGCUACCAUCGAGUCUCAGGAGAAAGGUGGGAACACAACGGGGCCGUCAAAAGAGCGGACUCCUACCGACAAGGUCUCGCACGGCCCCAAGCGACAAUCGUUGAACGUCGAAGGCUUCAAAAACCUGUUGAUGCAAGGCAUUGCCAGUCCACGUAGUUCCGCACCUCCACUGAACGCUCCUGCCCCUUCCUCGAACUCGCUCAGCCCUGCCGUCUUCGAAAGCAGCAGCAGUACCGACACCUCCUCAAUAUCACGACAGUCAAUAUUUGAUACUACGCAAGAACCGCAUCCCGAAUCACCGCGAACAUCUUACGAUAUGACAGCCUCAGAUGAUGAGCAUGCUGGUCUUAUGGGAGGGGUGGCACCCAAGAAAGAGAAGAAGAAACCACCGCCUGCGCCGAGACAUCGCCACGGAAAGCUGGUAAAGGAGAGGACGCCGCAGACGGUUUCAUUCGAGGGAUUUUCGGCUGCAGAGACGACGCCUGAGCUUGAACCUUCGAAGAGGACGAACUCGGAUCUGAAUAAGCCGCUUCCUCCCACACCUCCCACUACCAUCUCAGCACCAGCACACAUCAUUACACAAGACACCUCCACUCAAGUCUCCACAUCAAUAUCAGAGGGCAGAGACAAUGAAACGGCAAGCAUAUCAGAAACAGCGCCGACACCAACACAAAAGAAAGUGCCACCGCCAGUCCCACUGGCAAGACGGCAGAGCCAACUGCGUAGCUCUACCACAGGAAACAGAUCACGCAGCAACUCCUCCCUCACUAUGUCCUCGCAACACUCGACUGACCUCCCACCAAUAAACUACGGCCAGGAACCUACUUCACAUCUCCCCACCACGUCAAAAGCCCCACCACCACCUCCACCCUCUAGGCGCCACGGCAACGCCCUUUCUACCAUAAACACACCCAGUGCAAACUGCUCGUCCAACGAGCUUUCCACCUCCGCCCGCCCCACAACAUCCUCGCCCAUCCCUCCAUCUUCUCGCCGCACAACGCUUACCUCGGAGCCCUCGUCCCCGGUCUCAGGCCUAGCGCGCACCUCCUCGAUACAGUCCGCGCGCGACACCUCGCGCGCCGUCUCCGGCGAGAGCACCUCCAAUCUUCCGCCUCCACCCCCGCCCCCACGCCGCCGACAAUCAGGCCGCUCAAGCCUCGACAUACAAAGGCCUAGUCUACCGUCAUCAUCGCCGGUAGGUUCGCGGCACCCGAGCUCAGAGUACAAGCGAAACAGCCGUAGCUCUAUCGAUGGAAAGAGGCAGGGUAGUAUUGCGAGCGUGAGUUCGCUGAGUAGGGAGUAUGCGCCUGCGGAUAAGGAUGAACAGGCAUUGUAUUCGCCGAGGGAGGAGCCAGAGGAGCAGUCAGAACAGCCGUUUGGGGAGGGAAGGUUGUCGGUAGGCAAAGAAGAAGGGGACGCGAAGAGGAAGGAUGGGAGCAAUGCGAGUAAAAUCCUGGACGAUAUGGAGAGGUUCCAGAAAGAGAUUGAUGAGCUGAGGGAGAGGUAUCAGAAGGCGGCUUAG
Molecule: messenger RNA, 1980 nt
Organism: Didymosphaeria variabile
Lineage: Eukaryota; Fungi; Ascomycota; Dothideomycetes; Pleosporales; Didymosphaeriaceae
Exons: 3
Coding region: 1-1980 (659 amino acids)
Source: RefSeq, a predicted model, not a curated record